AUGGAAUUCCAUGUGUUACGGGUUGUUGUUGGUGUGGGUGAUGAUGCUGAUGAUUCUGAUUGGUGGUGGGUUAUGACAGGCGCGGGCGGGUUGACGGCGGACGACGUGGAGCACGCGAGCACGUUGCUGCGUGCGGCCGCAGUGCAGCCGGCGGUGAUCCGCGCUGCGCUGCUGGGCGCGUCGCGCCGUGCGCUGGCCGCGCUGCUGGCACUGCCCGAGCGCGCACACGUCUCGCUGCUGCCGCACGCACAGAGCGAGAGCGAGCCGCAGCCAGCUGAGCGUGUAGUGGAAGUGGAGACGGGCAUCUCGUUCCCGCAGCUUUCGCCCGCCGGUGCCGGCGCCGCGCACCACGACAUGUUCGAGCUCUCGCUGUCCCGUGCCGUGCAAGGGCGCACGGGCGGGGCGGCGGGGCGGGAGCGCGGCAAGCUGUCGCGCGUGACGCAGCUGACGGGCUUCUCAGACCCGGUGUACGCGGAGGCCAUCGUCGCCGUCAACCAGUACGACAUCGUGCUCGACGUCCUCGUCGUCAACCAGACCGACGAUACGCUGCAGAACUGCACGGUGGAGCUUGCGACGCUGGGCGAGCUGCGGCUGGUGGAGCGGCCGGCCGGCGUGGUACUGGCGCCGCGCGACUUCGCCACCAUCCGCGCGCACGUCAAGGUCGCCUCCACCGAGAACGGCAUCAUCUUCGGCAACAUCGUGUACGAGGUGUCGGGUGCUUCUAUGGACCGUGGCGUGGUAGUGCUGAACGACAUCCAUAUCGACAUCGUGGACUACAUCCAGCCCGCGGUCUGCAGCGAUGCUGACUUCAGGCAGAUGUGGGCGGAGUUCGAGUGGGAGAAUAAGGUUUCCGUGAACACCAACAUAACGGACUUAAGAGAGUACCUUGAUCACCUUCUGACAUCCACUAACAUGAAAUGUUUGACGCCAGAUAAGGCCUUAUCCGGACAGUGUGGAUUCUUGGCGGCGAAUCUUUACGCGCGCUCGAUCUUCGGGGAGGACGCACUCGCCAACGUGAGCGUCGAGAUACCACCGCACCGCAACGCCGCGCCCGUCGUCGGACACGUGCGGAUACGGGCCAAGAGCCAGGGUAUGGCUUUGAGCCUGGGCGAUAAGAUCAACAUGAUGCAGAAAUCGGCACAGAGCAAGCUGCCCGCCAAACCCAUACCGGCCGCGUGA
Parnassius apollo (apollo) is the source of this 1179-nucleotide messenger RNA. The record is from the annotation of a GenBank genome assembly. Lineage: Eukaryota; Metazoa; Arthropoda; Insecta; Lepidoptera; Papilionidae.